GUCGGAUGUGACGCCUGUGCAGAAGGUUGUCCAGCUCCUGGAGAACAUGAAGCUGAAGGGCACCACGGAAAUGCAGGAGGAACAGGUUCAGUACACGAAGUACAAGCAGUUCUGUGAGAUGACCUUAGCCGAGAAGAAGGCUGCCAUUGGAGAGGCAGCGGACAAGAUCGAAACGCUGGAGGCGGACAUCGAGAAGGCGGACGCAGAGGCAGAGCGCCUCACUAAGGAGAUGUCUGAGCACGCCGCGGACAUUGAGGCUGCCACGGCGGAGAAGGAGAAAGCCACCUCGGUGCGGAAGAAGGGCCGUGAGGACUUCCAGCUGACUCUGAAGGACUACAGCGAGUCCAUCGAUGCAAUCGGAAGGGCCCUGAAGGCUCUGAAGGAGGAGGACAAGAAGACAGCCCUGCUGCAGCUGGCCAGCGCCAAGCUUGUCCCCGAAGAGGCACGGCUCGAACUGCUAGAUGCGCAGGGCCCGGCACCCAAGACCUACGAGUUCAAGUCGGGUGGCGUGAUCAGCAUGCUGGAGGGUUUGCAGGACAAGUUCGUGGACGAGCGCAUUAGCCUGGAGAAGGAGGAGCAGAAGAAGCGCCACACCUACGAGAUGUUGGCGCAGAGCUUGGAUGCGCAGCUUGCGCAGUCUAAGAAGGAGCAGCAGGAGAAGGGCCAGUUUAAGGCCAAGCAGCUGCAAAGCAAGGCCUCGUCCGAGGGCGACUUGGAUGAGACCAAGGGCGAGAAGAAGUCCGACGAGAAGUACUCUGCAGAUUUGGAGGCCACGUGCAGCAAGAAGGCUGCGGCCUUUGCUGAGCGUCAGAAGCUCCGCAAGGAGGAGAUCGAGGCCAUCGAGAAGGCCAAGGGCAUCAUUGCAAGCGGUGCCGUGGCUGGCAGUGCAGAGAAGCAUUUGCCCAGCCUCUUGACCACCAGGACCUCUGCUUUGGCCUUCUUGCGCUCAGAGCCCAGGGAGCCUCCCGCGGAGCGCGUGGCGCGCUUCCUGCAGCAGCGGGCCGCGGCCCUGAACAGCCGAGUGCUCUCGGCCGUGGCUGGCCGGGCCGGCGCCGACCCCAUCGCUAAGGUCCGGACGAUGAUUGAGGGGUUGAUCACAAAGAUGCAGGCGCAGGCCAAUGAGGAGGCCACCAAGAACGGUUGGUGCAAUGCCGAGUUGGCUUCCAACAAGGCCACGCGCGAAGAGAAGGCCGACGAGGUGGACUCCUUGAAUGCGGAUGCAGACGAGCUCUCCACGGCCAUCAGCAAGCUGGACGAGGAGGUGGCUUCACUGGCCAAGCAGGUUUCAGAGCUGGAUGCUGACAUGGCCAAGGCCACAGAGAUGCGGCAGGAGGAGAGCAAGAAGAAUGCUGCCACCGUGAAAGAUGCCACUGAGGCACAGGCGGCGGUUGCACAGGCACUGCUGGUGCUCAAGGACUUCUACAAGAAGGCUGCAGGUGCCACCUCACUGGUGCAGACGGCCAAGUCUGCAGCGGAGCCGGAAGUCUUUAGCGACGAGCCGUACAAGGGCAUGGGCGGCGAGAGUGGCGGCGUGAUCUCCAUGCUGGAGGUCAUCCAGAGCGACUUUGCGCAGCUGCAGGCAGAGACGGAGGCUGCCGAGGAGGCAGGGCUCAAGGAGUACCAGGAGUUCAUGGAAGACUCCAAGGUGGACAAGGCCACUAAGGUCAGGACCUCGGAGCACAAGGUCAGCAAGAAGCAGGCGAAGGCUCAGGAGCUCACAUCUGUGCGUGCCGAUCUCCAGGGCACCCAGAAGGAGCUGGACGCUGCAAACGCCUACUUCGAGAAGCUCAAGCCCGACUGCCUGGACACGGGUGCCUCCUACGCCGAGCGCCAGGAGCAGCGAAAGCAGGAGGUCAAGGACCUCCAGGAGGCGCUCGAGAUGCUCGAGAAGGUCUAA
Symbiodinium pilosum is the source of this 1897-nucleotide messenger RNA. Lineage: Eukaryota; Dinophyceae; Suessiales; Symbiodiniaceae. The record is from the annotation of a GenBank genome assembly.